AUGUCGGGAUUCAUGGACAAGGUCAAGGACAAGGUGAAGGAUAAGGUGGGCAAGAACAACGAUAACGACGACUCGUACGGCUCAGGCGGCCGCGACAACGACGACUCGUAUGGAAGCGGUCGCAGGGACGACUCGGACACGUACGGGAGUGGCCGUCAAACCGGUACGAGCGAUACUUUCGGAAGCUCCGGCCGCGACAACGACACCUAUGGAAGCUCCGGCCGCGACAACGAUACCUUCGGCAGCUCUGGCCGCGAUACAAGCGAUACUUUAGGAAGCUCCGGUCGCGAUACAAGCGAUACUUACGGAAGCUCUGGCCGUGAUACAAGCGAUACUUAUGGGAGCUCUGGUCGUGACAAAGACACCUACGGAAGCUCUGGCCGCGACAACGAUGCCUUUGGAAGCUCUGGACGCGAUAAUGAUACCUUCGGCAGCUCAGGCCGUACUGGUGAUGAUAAGAUUGGUUCAUCUGGACGUGGCGAUGACUCUUACGGCUCCACGGGACGUUCUGGAGCUGGGGACGACAGCUAUGGAUCCUCUGGCCGUGGUGAUGUGACAUCCUCUGGUGGCUUCGGAGGCGAUUCGACCACCUCAGGAGGAUACGGCUCGAGCCGCAGAAAUGACGACGACAGUUUCGGGGCCGGCAAGACAACUGGUGACUUCGGUCAGUCGGGCGGUGAUAGCUAUGGAGGCAGUCGCCGCACCGGAGAUGACGACUUCGGCAGUGGCAACACAGGCUCAGGCUUGGGAAGCGGAAGACAAACAGGUGGCGACAGCUACGGCCAGGGUGACUCCUACGGCAGCGGACAACGUCGUGAUGACAACUACUAG
This is a messenger RNA of Didymosphaeria variabile, 831 nucleotides long. RefSeq lists its product as uncharacterized. NCBI's taxonomy places the organism in Eukaryota, Fungi, Ascomycota, Dothideomycetes, Pleosporales, Didymosphaeriaceae. The record is from RefSeq and is a predicted model, not a curated record. The transcript has 2 exons. Bases 1 to 831 code for a protein of 276 amino acids.